Knipowitschia caucasica is the source of this 264-nucleotide messenger RNA. The record is from the annotation of a GenBank genome assembly. NCBI's taxonomy places the organism in Eukaryota, Metazoa, Chordata, Actinopteri, Gobiiformes, Gobiidae.
AUGGAAGGACUCAUGGAAGGACUCAUGGAAGGACUCAUGGAAGGACUCAAGGAAGGACUCAUGGAAGGACUCAAGGAAGGACUCAAGGAAGGACUCAUGGAAGGACUCAAGGAAAUACUCAAGGAAGGACUCAAGGAAGGACUCAAGGAAGGACUAAAGGAAGGACUCAAGGGAGGACUCAAGGAAGGACUCAUGGAAGAACUCAAGGAAGGACUCAAGGAACCCCUCAAGGAACGACUCAAGGAUAGACUUUCUACCAGCUGA